AUCACACUGCGGAGCGCACAGACAGGCUGGAAACAAAUGUAACAAGCGAACGUCAACACCAACGGCUGUCUCUUUCCCACCAAAUUAAUUGUCAUCAAACGUCGUAGAAAGCUCGUAGAGGAAGGCCCAGGCAGGGCCGUGGAGUGGCUCAGUACAAGGGUGUGUGUUCUCACCACCACCACCCGCGCCUCUCCUCCCCCCUGGAGAAGACCAGCAGGAUGUCGGAGGCUAGAGAGCGUAGCCCCCGCCACCAGAGACCCUGGUCAGUGUACCGGGCCAACACCUUUGACCUCUCCUCUGAGAUGAUCGGCCUGGCGCUCGCAGGAAACAGCCAGGAUCCAGAUGAGCCUGUUCUAGAGUUCAGUGUGGCCUGUAAUGAGUUGGUGACCCCAGCUCUGGAGCGGAAACCCAACAGCUUUGUGGCAGUGAGCUGCACCACCCCUCCCCAGGCCUUCUGGACCAAACACACCCAGACUGAGAUCAUCGAGGGCACCAAUAACCCUAUAUUCCUGAGCAGCAUAGCCUUCUUCCAGGACUCUCUGAUCAACCAGCAGACGCAGGUCAAGCUGUCUGUGUACGACGUCAAGGACCGCUCUCAGGGCACGAUGUAUUUAUUGGGCUCAGCUCUGUUUCCUGUGAAGGAGUUGCUGCAGGAGAAGAACCACAGGUUACACCUGACCCUGAGAUCUGCAGAGAACAAGCACGUGGGGAACAUCACCAUCAUUGCCUGGCAGAUAGAGGAGAAGAGGGACCAGAGGACUCUGCCUGUUGCCAGGUUACCAGACACCAUCAACGGCAGGACCGUGCUUCCGGUGGAUGAGAGCCUGACAGAAUCCAUGGGUGUCAGAGCCAAAUAUGCAUCUUUAUGCAAAGACACCCUGCUGACAUCAGUGUUUGGAGGCACCAUGUCCAGAAUGUACCGUUUCCCCACCACGGACGGUCACAACCUGCGGGUGCUAGAACAGAUGGCUGAAAGUGUGUUGUCUCUCAACAUCCCCAGACAGUAUGUCAAACUACUGCUGGAGGAGGACGCUGUCAGGGUUUGUGAGCUGGAGGAGCUGGGGGAGUUGUCACCGUGCUGGGAGAACCUACGACAACAGAUAGUCACUCAGUACCAGACCAUCAUCCUCGCCUACCAGGAGACUCUCUCUGACCUCACCAACUACAAGGGUCCGUCGUUCAAGGCCAGUAACCUGAAGGCAGAGAGGAAGCUGGAGUUCAUACCCACCAACCUUCAUGUCCAGAGGAUGAGGGUGCAGGAUGAGUCUGGCUUUGACCACACGUAUGACGUGGUGACUAUCGGGGCUCCCGCCGCCCACUGCCAGGGCUUCAAGAACAGCGGUCUGCGCAAGCAAAUCACCAAGUUCGAGGAGGCCAAGAAACACAGUGCCCUGUCCAGCUGUCAGUCUAUAGUGUACAUCCCCCAGGACAUUGUCCGGGCCAAGGAGAUCAUCUCCCACAUCAACACCCUGAAGACCCAGGUCAGCUACUAUGCUGAGAGGCUGUCCCGCGCCGCCAAGGACCGCUCUGCCAAUGGUCUGGAGAGGACCCUCGCCAUCCUGGCUGAUAAGACUCGCCAGCUGGUGACGGAGUGCGACUGCAAACUGCUGGCGUCGGCCAUCCAGGCGCUGAACGCGGCACGCCCCGAGUACAUCGCCUCCAAGGCGUCACCCUCCGCCGACGCCAGCGAUCAAGUUGUCCUGCGCAACGACCGGGACACGCUGCUGGCCAAGUGGAGCGGAUGCAACAGCCGCUCCUCGCUGCACGUCGACUGGCACGAGGAGGAGUGGGAGAAGGUGUGGGUAAAUGUAGACAAGAGUCUGGAGUGUAUCAUCCAGCGGGUGGACAAACUCCUUCAGAAGGACCGUCUGCUUGGCGACAGCAGCCAGGGGGACACUACCCCAGGCCACCAGCAGGGCGGCAGCAGUAAAAAAGAUGGCAGCCCCAGUGGCGAGGAGGCUUUCCCAGGGGAGUGGAGCGAGGCGCUGUACCCUCUCCUCACCACGCUGACAGAGUGUGUGGCUAUGAUGAGUGACAAGGCGAAGAGCUCCAUGGUGUUCCUGUUGAUGCAGGACAGUGCUCCUACCAUCGCCAUGGACCUCUCCCUGCAGUACAGACGAGACGUGGUCUUCUGCCAGACGCUCACUGCCCUCAUCUGUGGCUUCAUCAUCAAGCUGAGGAACUGUCUCCGUGACGAUGGCUUCCUCAGGCAGCUCUACACCAUCGGCCUGCUGGCCCAGUUUGAGUCUCUGCUCAGCACCUACGGCGAGGAGCUGUCCAUGUUGGAGGACAUGUCGGUAGGCAUCAUGGACCUACGGAACGUUACCUUCAAGGUGACCCAGGCAACCUCCAGCUCCUCCCCCGACAUGCUGCCGGUCAUCACCGGCAACCGGGACGGCUUCAACGUCCGCAUCCCGUUGCCGGAGACCAUGUUUGACGCGUUGCCGCGGGAGAUCCAGAACGGCAUGCUGCUGCGCGUCCAGCCGGUGCUCUUCAACGUGGGAAUCAACGAACAGCAGACGCUGGCAGAGAAGUUUGGAGACACGUCUCUGCAGGAGAUCAUUAACCUAGAGAGUCUGGCCAGACUCAACUCCUACUAUCAACAGUUCAAGGAGGUCCUACCUGAGGACUGCCUGCCCAGGUCCCGUUCCCAGACGUGUCUACCAGAGCUGCUGAGGUUCCUGGGACAGAACGUCCACGCCAGGAAGAACAAGAAUGUAGACAUCCUGUGGCAGGCAGCAGAGAUCUGUCGUCGUCUGAACGGUGUGCGUUUCACCAGCUGUAAGAGUGCUAAGGACCGCACGGCCAUGUCUGUCACCCUGGAGCAGUGUCUGAUCCUACAGCACGAACAUGGCAUGGCCCCACAGGUCUUCUCCCAGGCCCUCGACUGCAUGCGCAGCAUUGGGACCAGGGAGGGGGUCACCCAGAAGAACCUGAGUGGCCUGUUGCCUGUGCGGGAUUUCAGGCUGGACCCCAGCCUGCUGUACUCCCUGCCCCUGCUGGCCCUCAGCCCCAACCUGCUGGUCGUCUGGCUGUUCCUCAGCGUCGCCUACUUCCUGGCCAAGCUCCGCUGCAGCUGAAGGCACAGCCCCUCUGCCACCCAGCCCCACCU
This is a messenger RNA of Salvelinus namaycush (lake trout), 3112 nucleotides long. RefSeq names its product inositol polyphosphate-4-phosphatase type I A-like. The coding region runs from base 219 to 3080 and encodes 953 amino acids. The transcript has 23 exons. Gene Ontology annotation, cellular component: cytoplasm. NCBI's taxonomy places the organism in Eukaryota, Metazoa, Chordata, Actinopteri, Salmoniformes, Salmonidae. The record is from RefSeq and is a predicted model, not a curated record. Gene Ontology annotation, molecular function: phosphatidylinositol-3,4-bisphosphate 4-phosphatase activity.